Molecule: messenger RNA, 2998 nt
Organism: Mus caroli (Ryukyu mouse)
Lineage: Eukaryota; Metazoa; Chordata; Mammalia; Rodentia; Muridae
Gene: Zdhhc9
Product: zDHHC palmitoyltransferase 9
Biological process (GO): peptidyl-L-cysteine S-palmitoylation; protein targeting to membrane
Cellular component (GO): endoplasmic reticulum; Golgi apparatus
Molecular function (GO): protein-cysteine S-palmitoyltransferase activity
Source: RefSeq, a predicted model, not a curated record
ACUACUGGAGCGACCUGGUGACGUGAGGAGCGUUCCAUUCCGCCAGCGGUGGGCGGUUGCCACAGCUGGUUUAGGGCCCCGACCAUUGGGGCCCCUUGUCAGGAGGAGGCACCCUCCCUGUCAGGGAGAAGUCGCUACCACCUUUGGCUGCUGACGAGAUCCCCCGGGACAGUGCACUUUCUGCCCUCAGUCUGGCCGAGUUCAGUGUCCCUUGUUCAGGGCUCUUGAUAAUGUUUGACCCAGUGGCAACACUAGUAGACGACCUGAUUUUAAAGCUGACCUCAGCCUCUGCAUCUUCUCUCGAGUAGUCACAAAGCCCAUCUUGGACCAGGAACUGUAAUCAUGUCUGUGAUGGUGGUAAGAAAGAAGGUGACACGGAAAUGGGAGAAACUCCCAGGCAGGAACACCUUCUGCUGUGAUGGCCGCGUCAUGAUGGCCCGGCAAAAGGGCAUCUUCUACUUGACCCUCUUCCUCAUCCUGGGGACAUGUACACUCUUCUUUGCCUUCGAGUGUCGCUACCUGGCUGUUCAGCUGUCUCCUGCCAUUCCUGUGUUUGCCGCUAUGCUCUUUCUUUUCUCCAUGGCCACGCUGUUGAGGACAAGUUUCAGUGACCCUGGAGUGAUUCCUCGAGCACUACCAGAUGAAGCAGCUUUCAUAGAAAUGGAAAUAGAAGCCACCAAUGGUGCCGUGCCACAGGGCCAGCGACCACCUCCUCGUAUUAAGAAUUUCCAGAUAAACAACCAGAUUGUGAAACUGAAAUACUGUUAUACAUGCAAGAUCUUCCGGCCUCCCAGGGCCUCCCAUUGUAGCAUCUGUGACAACUGUGUGGAGCGCUUCGACCAUCACUGCCCCUGGGUGGGCAACUGUGUUGGAAAGAGGAACUACCGCUACUUCUACCUCUUCAUCCUCUCUCUCUCCCUCCUCACAAUUUAUGUCUUCGCCUUUAACAUCGUCUAUGUGGCCCUCAAAUCCUUGAAAAUUGGCUUCCUGGAGACACUGAAAGAAACGCCUGGAACUGUUCUGGAAGUCCUCAUUUGCUUCUUCACUCUCUGGUCUGUUGUGGGGCUGACUGGAUUUCACACAUUCCUUGUGGCUCUCAAUCAGACCACCAAUGAAGAUAUCAAAGGAUCAUGGACAGGGAAGAAUCGCGUGCAGAAUCCAUACAGCCAUGGCAACAUUGUGAAGAACUGCUGUGAAGUGCUUUGUGGCCCCUUGCCCCCUAGUGUCCUGGAUCGAAGGGGUAUUUUGCCACUGGAGGAAAGUGGAAGUCGACCUCCAAGUACUCAAGAGACCAGCAGUAGCCUGUUGCCACAGAGCCCAGCCUCCACAGAGCAUAUGAACUCUAAUGAGAUGGCAGAGGACACCAGCAUUCCUGAAGAGAUGCCACCUCCAGAACCUCCAGAGCCACCACAGGAGGCUUCCGAAGCUGAGAAGUAGCCUCUCUAUGGAAGAGACUUUUGUUUGUGUUUCAUUAGGGCUAUGAGAGAUUUCAGGGGAGACAACCACCUGAGACAGAGAACAAAUAAGCUGUCCCUUAUUACUAUUUUCCUUUGGUCUUUAGUCACCCAAUUACUGGCAUCUUCUUGCUGCAAACUUUUUUUUUUUUUAAUGUUUGAACUUAAGACAGUGGCAGAAGAUGCCAGUCACAUCUGGCAACUGGACAAAUGGGUCUCUUGGGACAUGGCACUGGUUGGUUUCCCAUUGUCUCAGCCACAAGGUAUCCUUGGACUCCCCUCCUCUUCCCUCCAGAUCCUAGCUCCUCUGCUGGGGGUCAUUGGUCUCUUUCUGGGGCUAAAGUGUCUCAAGACUGACUCCAGUCCUUUCCAGCUGCUGCAUGUCCCGAGUCCAGAGGCAGUCACAGAGACCUCUGGCCAGGGAAUCCUAACUGGGCUCUUUACUCCUUCAGAACUAAGAGGGACGCUGGAGGAUUCUCCUGGCUCCAAAGUGCCAGCAUUGCCAGCCAAUCCUUUUAGGAAUAGGGCAGGUACCUUCCACUUGUAUUUAUUUCUGUAGCUUCUCUUUUCUCCUCCCCCCUCCAUCUACUCUCUAACAUCCAAGUCCCACUCUUUCCCCCAUUAGAUGCUAUACGUAAGUAGUCAUGGUAGAGAUAAUACAUUUCUCCUACGUUCUCCAGAAACUUCAAUGCCUGUGCUAUUCUCAAUAAGCAUUGAUGAGAUGCCAACAACACAGCCCCUCACACUCUCUGUCUCAUCUCCCCUCUUUGCUCAUGAGUCCACUUUCAUUUUCUCCUUUUGACUCCUGCUUCAACCGGGAGCAGGACUGGCAGUAAUAAAAGUCUGCACUUUGCUGGUUUCUUUUCCUCAGGGGAAGCCUGAGUGCUCACUCAAACACUACCCCUCAAACUUCUUGUGUAAGGCCUACAGAGGCCGUGAAUGCACAAAUGGGGAAGCCAAGGCACAGAGAGGCUCUCCUCUCCUCUCCUCUCCUCUCCUCUCCUCUCCUCUCCUCUCCUCUCCUCUCCUCUCCUCUCCUCCCCUCCCCUCCCCUCCUCUCCUCUCCUCUCCUCUCCUCUCCACCUCUCCCCUCCCCUCCCUCAUCAUCCCCUCAAAACAAAAGAGAGAGAGAAAAAAAAAAAAGACUAAUCAGUACUUCCAUUAAGCCUUGGCUGAGUGAGGGAAAGCCCAGCACUGCUGCCCUGCCCUCCGGGUAUCCCGCUCCAAGGCCUCAGCCCACCUCUGGCAACGGUAACCACACCAGGGGCUUCAUCUAAGCCCCUGCUCUUCCAGCACUUCCACCGGCAGAGUCCCAGAGCCACUUGAUCCUGGGGGUGGACUGCAGCCCCCCAGGCAGCUCUGCUCGGGACCUGCGCUAUUUCAGGGAAGAAGAACUAUGUAUUAUAUGUGGCUAUAUUUCCUAGAGCACCUGUGUUUUUCUCUUUCUAAGCCAGGGUCUUGUCUGGAUGACUUACGGGGACAGGGAGGGGUGCAAACCACGACUUUUAAUCUAUUUGAAGGCGAUUAAACUGUGUCUAAUGCAA